GUGAUACUAGCCAACGGACACAGAGCAAGGAGGACACUGACACAGCAAAGCUAUUACACAGCCUCUUAGCACACACCCACUUACACACACAAACACACCUGUGACUCCAGCACACUAUUCAGACCAGUACAGAGGAGGACCUUAGCCCGGGCAGAGGUGCAAUUAAAGCCGUGAACUCCCUGCUUGCAUCUCAGUAGUCAGCUGACUUUGACUACAGAAAAAUGCAUUUUCCAGUGUAAAGGGAGUGAGCCCGAGCCUGAGAGAUAAAGAGGAUCAUCUGACAUCAUCUCCAGUCAACAGCCUGCCUCAGAUUCAGUUAAACUGUCUGCAGCAGUCUCCCCCCCUCCUCCACCUCCACCUCCUGCUCCCAGUUCAAACAGCAGGUAGAUCGAGUUUCAUAAGUUAAGGACAGAUCAAUAAGAGGAGAGGAAAAGACCAGAGAGUCUAGAGGAGACUCCACAAGGAGAGAGUGGCCUCAUAUUUCUGAAGAUGGAACAGUCACAUCAGAUUUGGCACAUGCAGGUCGCCUCCCAGGACACUGCUGGAGAGGUGCACAAGAAGGUGUCAGUCAUAAGCCAGCCAGAGUGCUCCAUCUGCUACAACACCUACGAUAAUGUCUUCAAAACACCCAAGCUGCUGGAGUGCACCCACACCUUCUGCCUAGAGUGUCUCUCCCGCCUCAUGGCCUUCUCACAGGCUGAUCAGGACAGUAACAGCGGCAGCACUUGCCUCUAUUGCCCCUUCUGCCGUCAUCCGACCACACUGCCUGAGGAGGGACCCCCAGCCCUGACCACCAGCCGUGAGGUUCUUUGUAAGUUGCCCAGCCACCAGCAGCAGGAAGAGCCGGUGUGGCUGGAGGGGGAGAAGCUAUGCUACAAAAGUUCCAGGCAUGACACUGGAUCAGGAACUCUUGACAGUCCCCCGAAUUUCUGCAUCUGCAUUGACAUUGGGGCCAGCAAAACACUGGAUUCUCCGAUCCAGACGCAGGCUCGGACUUUUGGCUUUCUGGAUCGCCUGGGAGACUGGAAGAGGAUGUUGCUCUUCAUAGUGCUCAUGGUGCUGCUUAUUGUCGUCGUGUUAUGGCCACUGCAGUGUGUAUUCAGCACUGGAAACAUGCGCUGUAUUCGAGAACCUGUCAACCCCAACCUCACUACCACCACAACUACCAGGCCAACCAGUACUUUAGGUGACUGGACCUCACUUUAAAUGUAUAUAAUAUGACACAUUGGUAUUAUUUUAAAUAUUUGAACCACUUUAGGCAAGUGCACAUUUUUUAUUGCAACACAACAUCAACACCUCAGAUUAACCUGCCACAGAACCACAAACGUUAAAGACACUAUGUGUAGAUUGUUUUCAUUUCUGACUUUAGUACCCCCCAGUGGUGGUUUCAAAAUGACCCUGUGGCAGAGGCCAACAGGGCUGAAUGCAAGUAUAUUGUGUUAUUGUGUCAUAUGCCGUAAUACUGAUUUGAAUUAUUAUUUUUAAAUUAUAAUCACACACAGCAGGCUUUAACUGUUUCUCAGUUACAGUUGUACAUGAACAGUAGUAAAUAACCAAAUAGUUUCAGUGACACAAAACCUUUUGCACUUAAAUCAACACCUGUAGUUUCAAAUCUUGUUUUUGAUUUGGUUGUCAUAUUUGGACACUGGGUACGAUAUGUGUGGGUACAUGUGGGCAUGUCUGUACGAUCUGUUGCUGAACAUUCAGCGAUGACUUAGAGCGUUGGCGUAUCGAAGCCAAACAGUGAUGUUACAACACGCUGACCUUUAAUAAUGAAAUGUGAGCUUUGCUUUGCAAAUAUUUGGUUGGCUAAAGAACAACAUAUAAUCAAGUUUUUAGUGAAACAAGGCCUGCCAAGAAAGAAACCUAAUGGAAUCCCACUGUGCCAAAGAGGAGCUCAAACUUUAUACGUUGUACAUUUGACUUGUGUGUUUUGAUAUUCCUUUGUUUACAAAACUAUAAUAAAAAAGUGAGGUAGAUCAUGCUUCUAGGAAAUAACCAAACAUUUGACCAUGACAGCCUCAUUAUUAAGAUUCAUAUCAUUUGAUUGUGGUUUGUCAUAUUCAUGCAUUUCCUCAACAUCUUAAAAACUAAAUUUACUGCAGCAUCAGUUGGUGGUUUAAUCUGUGAGAACAGCAGGUGCUGUAAAUCCCCCUCAAAUAACACACAGUUCCUGAUGUGCUGGGAUGUAAAUUAAAAAAAAGAAGCAUUGGUUUCAGGGACGAGUUGCAAAACAGUCCAACCAUUCAGUGACCGCUGUUUGUCAUUUCCUCCUUGUUUGAACUCUAGACAUACACUACGUAUGACUAAACCUCCUCCGUCUUGACAGGAAGCCGCCUUUAUUUAUUCCCAGGCUAGUGGCGUCAGAUAAAGGAAGAGUUGGGCUGUGGGGAUUUCCGAGUAGGUCACUUAUGAUACACGGAUGAUAAGACCAUGACAUUAACUUUUUACAUUCAUUUAGAAGUGCCCGUAAUAAAAGUGCAACUUCCUCAAACCUCAUUUAAACUGCCAGUAACAAUGAUAAACCAGCAGAUCAGGGGGAGGCUGAGUCAUCGUUUUAAAAUGGCUUGAGGAUUAUUUUUUAAAUAAAUUAAAGGUAAAAUGAAAAAGACAAUAAUAAAUAUUGCAUGCAAAACAUUUAAAUUUAAACUCAAGCUUUUUUGUUAGUUGCCGUCAUUUUGCUCUGGGCCAUUUAAAAAAAUAAGCCUAUUAUGAAGCUGUCUGUGUGAUUUUCCUUCUCUUCUUCUCUUCAAUUAAACAGAACAAACAGCCAAUUUCUUUGUGGAUAGCAGCUACAUAAAGCUGGUUUAUGCAAGCUGUCAUGCUGCUCAUGUGUUAAAAUACUGAAAAUAACAAUAAUAAUAAAAAUAAGAGCACUAUUUUCAAACUCAUUAAUUCUUGCCCCCCUUCCUGUUUUACUUUAUUGCAAGUUAUAAAGCACAAUUUCUACCGGCCACUUCAGCCAUGAAAAAAUCUGUCAUCACGGGUGAGAUUGGUGUUUUUCUGGAAUGUCUUUUCAAUAUUAUUAUUAGUUAACUCGUGCUUAUUUUGCAAUAUUCAAGAAAGAAUCAAUUCAAACUCCCACCGCCCUGUGCCCUCUGCUGCACUACAAGGACUGCACCUGGAGGCAAGACAGUCCAGGAUACAAAAAGCUUACCUGUCACACUGGAAUGAAAGAGAAUCUUCGUCUCUGUUCCAGGUUUCAUAACAGAAACAAGCAAACAUUCAUGUGUAACUUUACAUAGUGCCAUCAUAGAUUUUUAUUAAACAAUAUGAUAAUAAACCAUUUUUGUGCCAUUGCUGGCAGCUCAUCGCAUCAGCAGUUGUAGCCUAUACAGCAAAAAAAAAAAAAAAAAAA
This is a messenger RNA of Larimichthys crocea (large yellow croaker), 3358 nucleotides long. RefSeq names its product ring finger protein 223 (gene rnf223). The record is from RefSeq and is a predicted model, not a curated record. Gene Ontology annotation, molecular function: ubiquitin protein ligase activity. Gene Ontology annotation, biological process: protein ubiquitination. Bases 490 to 1206 code for a protein of 238 amino acids. Lineage: Eukaryota; Metazoa; Chordata; Actinopteri; Sciaenidae. The transcript has 3 exons.